AUGAAGAAGUUGAAAGAGGGAAAUUACGAUCUUCUCUUGGCGGACCCCGUCAAAGCUGGCAGUGACUUAGUAGCAGAUAUUUUGGGGAUCCCACUCGUCUUGUCCUUUCGCAGCUCCCCAGUUAAUAACUGGGAGAGGCAUUGUGGUCAGAUGCCUGCUCCACCAUCCUUUGUUCCCGGUGCUAUGAGCAAACUCACAGAUAAGAUGGACUUCUCAGAGAGAGUGUGGAACUUUCUCUUCUAUGCUCUCCACGACAUUGUGAUUGAUCACACUUUUUGGAGCGUAUUAGACAGAUAUUACUCUGAUGUCAAAGGAACUCCCACCAGUGCCUGUGAGUUGAUGAGUAAAGCAGACAUCUGGUUAAUCCGAACCUACUGGGAUUUUGAAUUCCCUCGUCCUUUCCCCCCCAACUUCAAAUAUGUUGGUGGGAUCCACUGCAGACCUGCUAAACCUUUACCAGAGGAUCUGGAGGAAUUUGUGCAGAGUUCUGGAGAUGAUGGCAUUGUGAUCUUCACUUUAGGAUCCAUGAUCAACAACGUCACCAAGGAGAAGGCAAACAUGAUAGCUUCAGGCCUCGCUCAGAUCCCACAAAAGGUGCUGUGGAGGUACAAAGGAGAAAAACCAGAAACCUUGAAUGCCAACACUAGAAUAUAUGACUGGAUCCCUCAGAAUGACCUCCUAGGUCACCCUAAAACUAGAGCUUUCAUCACUCAUGGAGGCACAAAUGGGAUUUAUGAAGCCAUCUACCACGGAGUUCCCAUGGUGGGCAUACCCGUGUUUGGUGACCAGCCAGACAACAUGAUCCACAUGAAGGAAAAAGGAACUGCAGUUAUUCUCAAUUUGAACUUCAUGACAGCUGAGGACCUAAGAGAUGCAGUCAACACCGUCAUUAAUGACAAAUCGUGAGUUCUCUGAACUAUCUGCACUUUAAAUUAGGCACUGAAAAGUGGCUUUAAAAGGAAAAAAAUGGAGCAGGCUCAGAGUAUGAAAUGUGAAGAAUCUACCUUAAACCAUUUUUUCUUGGAGCCAGCUAACACAAGAAAGCCCCGCUGAGCUGAACUUUCAAUUCAAUUUUAUUUAUAUAGCACCAAGUCA
Messenger RNA from Pundamilia nyererei, 1095 nucleotides. Its product is annotated as UDP-glucuronosyltransferase 2A2-like. The transcript is spliced from 5 exons. The coding region runs from base 1 to 906 and encodes 301 amino acids. Gene Ontology annotation, molecular function: glucuronosyltransferase activity. Lineage: Eukaryota; Metazoa; Chordata; Actinopteri; Cichliformes; Cichlidae. The record is from RefSeq and is a predicted model, not a curated record.